UACAGUUCAAAAAACCAUAACAAUUUCUUAUGAUACAGCGGUCCAAAUUAAUAUUAAAUAAUACCUAAUAGAAAAUAUUAAAAUAUAAAUCAAUUUUUUAAGUGAAGAAUAAUUUUUGUGUGGAACUAUUUUAAAAUUAACAUAAAAAUAAAUAAAUUUAAUAUAAAGUGGCAGCUCUUACAAUCUUUUGACAAAAACCAAAUUUUUCAUAAGUUUGAAAUGUCACAAAAUAACGAAUCAGAUGCAAUACCUUCUGAAUACUGUUCAGAUGAAAAAACGACUCUUUUAACUGUAACAGAAAAAAACUCCUCCCAUAAAUCUCGAAUGGGAUCUGUUUCUUCAAUUAAUGGACCUGUAAGUAAGCCGACAUUGAUUCGACAAGAUCGUACGGCGCACCAAUUAUCAGGAGCUGGUGGUUCUGAUGAUGAAGACGACAAAGAGGAGAAUCAAGAUGAAGGAUUCGGAAAAAAAAGAAGUAGCAUUGAUCUUGGAACUACUACUACACCGUUAAUAUCAGUUUCUAAAUCGCCUGAAAACAAGAAUUUACAAAUUGUGUCAUACAAUCGAUGCAAAGCAUGUAAAAAUUGUGACCGAAGAGCCUCGUCUACUCAUAUACAAUACACAUCUUCACAAAUUAAAAAAUCGGUCUCGAAAGAUAGUAUUAAGAAUUCUACAUCAUAUGGUCGUUUUAGCCCUCAACUUGUAAAGCAACAGUCUGCUACAAUACCACCUGUGUUGGUGACUACAUCCCCAAUAAAUGGAAAAAAAAUAAUCAGACAAAGAUCACAACCUGAACAAACUACAUAUAACUCAAGUAGUUGUGUUGCGCAUGCAGUUCAAAGUAAUUCAUUAAAACAAUUCAAAGACCCAAAUGACAUGAUAGCAGGAAUCGCCGGUGAUUGUUUAAGAAUUAAUGGAGCAAUGAGACCUUUUAAACAGGGGAUUCUCCUUUGUCCACAAACAUUAUCGCAAGCUAGAAGGUUACGUCUAAGAAGAGCUUUUACAGAUGCAACAAGUGAACAAUUAAACUAUCUGCGAAAGCCUACAUCAACAUUAUCAAUAACCGGUUCGAUGAAGGGACCAAGCACAGGAAAUAGAGACAUCACUAAUAAUUCAUGUAACGAAGAAUCAGCUAUUGCACUUGUACAUAUUCCAGAAUACCCAAGAUACCCCAGGUAUAUGGAAGAACGUGGAAUAGGUGGCUCUAAAGCACCUGGAUCAAUUCAAGGUUCUCAAAAACAUAAACCUAAUGUUGGUUAUCGAUUAGGAAGACGAAAAGCUUUAUUUGAAAAACGCAAAAGAAUUAGUGAUUAUGCUUUGGUAAUGGGGAUGUUUGGAAUAAUUGUAAUGGUCAUUGAAAAUGAAUUGAGCAGUGCGGGUGUUUAUACAAAAGCUUCAUUUUAUUCAACCGCUUUAAAAACACUGAUAUCUGUCUCAACUGUAAUACUUUUAGGCCUUAUAGUAGCUUAUCAUGCCUUGGAAGUGCAGUUAUUUAUGAUCGACAACUGUGCUGAUGAUUGGAGAAUUGCAAUGACGUGGCAAAGGAUGAGUCAAAUUGGAUUGGAGCUACUCAUAUGUGCGGUUCAUCCUAUUCCAGGUCAAUAUUAUUUUUACUGGACAACAAAGCUAGCGAACAAAAAUAAAGCUUUAGGAACUGAGUUGGUUCCGUAUGAUGUUGCCCUUUCAUUGCCAAUGUUUUUUCGUUUAUAUUUAAUAUGCCGAGUUAUGUUGUUACAUUCAAAACUUUUUACCGAUGCAUCGUCUCGUAGUAUAGGAGCUUUAAAUCGAAUUAAUUUUAACACAAGAUUUGUUUUAAAAACUCUCAUGACAAUAUGUCCAGGAACUGUCUUAUUAGUUUUUAUGGUAUCUCUUUGGAUUAUUGCAUCUUGGACUUUAAGGCAAUGUGAACGAUUUCAUGACGAAGAACACGCAAAUUUGUUAAAUUCAAUGUGGCUAAUUGCCAUUACAUUUGUAAGUGUUGGCUUUGGGGAUAUUGUCCCGAACACUUAUUGUGGGCGAGGUAUUGCUGUCAGUACAGGAAUAAUGGGAGCUGGUUGUACUGCUCUUCUUGUGGCUGUAGUCUCACGAAAAUUAGAAUUGACUAGAGCAGAAAAACAUGUUCAUAACUUUAUGAUGGACACUCAACUAACAAAAAGGCUAAAAAAUGCAGCAGCAAAUGUAUUGAGAGAAACAUGGUUAAUUUACAAACAUACUAGACUUGUAAAAAGGGUAAAUCCUGGCCGAGUUCGUACUCAUCAGCGAAAAUUUUUACUUGCCAUAUAUGCAUUACGUAAAGUAAAAAUGGACCAACGAAAAUUAAUGGAUAAUGCUAAUACUAUAACAGAUAUGGCGAAGACGCAAAACAAUGUAUAUGAAAUAGUGUCCGACAUGUCUACAAGACAUGAUUCAUUAGAAGACAGACUAUCUGUGUUGGAGGACAAGCUGCAAAGCAUUCAAGAUCAAUUAGAUGCACUACCUGAAAUUUUAAGCAGGUGUAUACAACAGAAUCAAGAAAGAGUUGAACAACGACGAAAUUUUCUUCAUCCAGAUACCGCUGCAAGCUCUAUACCUUCAAAUCCAGCCCCUAUUAUUGGGUCGCCACUACUUUUGCAUCAUUCCAGUUUAUCUUCUAGGAGUGUUCCAACUGCGACAACACCAACAUACCCAUGGCCCCCAAGUCCGAUUUUACCGCCUAUCUCUUCAAGAAUGCCUAAUCUUACACCAUCUAAUACAAAUAAAACUUAGUGAAUAGUGGAAAAAUACAAAACAGCAACGAAGGAAAUUCAAUAAUACUGGGUACUUAGAGCAGUAUAAUUCUCUAAAAUAUUUUGGAUUUCUUUGUCCUCCAAAACAUAAGAAAGAGGAAGGAUAUCGAGUAUUGAGAAGUACAAAACACCACUUUUAAUAGAAAUCCUUAAUAUAAUUGCAUAAUUUUCUCAUCAAUUAAAUUAAAAGUCAAAUAUUAAUAACACUGUACAACAAAAUAAAAAAGUACCCUGCGCUUGGGUGCGGACUAUGGCAGUCUUAAAGUAGGUCUCGAGAUAUGAACAAAACGGGCUCGAUCUCCUCUGGUGCCUUGGACGUUUCAAAAGUUAUGACCUUUUGAAGUUUUUAGGGGUUUUCAUUGACAUUUUCCAAUGUAACUUCCAUAAUUUGCACUACAACUUCAAAAUUCUUGAUACGAGAAGAUUCAGCGGAAAAUUUUACGCAUAUUUAAAAAAAAAUUAAUUGAUUUUGGUGAAUUUUUAAGGGAGUUAUGGUAGUUUUAAGUCAGAAAAAUGUGAAUUUUUCCCAAAAAAUUGAGAUAUUUUUGACUUUUGAGGUCUGUUGCGCCAAACAAAUCAAAAAAUCAAGUAGCUCAUUUGAAAGGGCAGAAAAUUUACUACAAUUUCAAAAAACAACCAGGUGAUUUGGUUGAUUUUUACGGAUUUUAUGAUAGAAAAACGAAUGAAAGGUCAGCAAUUUUUUUCAUUAAAAAUGUACAUUUUUUCAAAUUUUGAGGUCCGAUUCGUUGUUUA
Molecule: messenger RNA, 3518 nt
Organism: Culicoides brevitarsis
Lineage: Eukaryota; Metazoa; Arthropoda; Insecta; Diptera; Ceratopogonidae
Gene: SK
Product: small conductance calcium-activated potassium channel protein
Exons: 15
Coding region: 220-2745 (841 amino acids)
Biological process (GO): potassium ion transmembrane transport
Cellular component (GO): plasma membrane; neuron projection; neuronal cell body
Molecular function (GO): small conductance calcium-activated potassium channel activity; calmodulin binding
Source: RefSeq, a predicted model, not a curated record